This is a messenger RNA of Paramecium pentaurelia, 1208 nucleotides long. The record is from the annotation of a GenBank genome assembly. Lineage: Eukaryota; Ciliophora; Oligohymenophorea; Peniculida; Parameciidae.
AUGAGAGUUUGUGCACUUUUAUGUAUGAUAGUUAUAGUUCAUUGCACUUAGAUCACAAAGUAAUUAAGUCAUUUAUAUGAUUAAGCUAGGCAAGUAUGUUUGAAGAAUAAUUAGGAAAAUUAAGUAACAGUAAAUUAGGCAAAACUAUAUUAAAUAUGAUAACAUUGCAAUAAUUUACAGAAGUAGAUUUUAGUCCUUUGUUUACAGCAUUAGAUGAUAUUGUUGCAUCAACUCAAUAAGCAAAAUAAGAUGAGACAGAUUAAUUAGAAAACUAUUACUAAUAAUUUUUAAGUGAUUCUGAGUUCUACUCUACUUAAGUUACUGAAUAUAGUACAGAAGUAAAAUAAAAUUGUAUGUAAAAAAGGUUGCUUAACAUCAAAGUGAUAUUACAACUUUUAAAAAGGAUAGAAACAGUUUAUAAUAAUCCUUAUAUGAUAAAACUCAAUAAUUAAAUGAUGCUUAAAGAACUUAAGCUUAAUUAUAAAGAACUGUAUAAAAUAGUGAUUAAGCAACAUCGAAAAAGGUAGGAGAAUAUGAUUCUUCAAUUUCUAUUAUUGAUUAAGUAAUUGCUAAAUUAUCAGUUUUAAAAUGUAUUCAAUAUUUUUAAAUAAAGAAUCAUCAUUUAUUUAAGUCGAAUUAGAAGAUUUAAGUGUUUCUGCAGCAACUUUCUCAAGAAGAUUAGGGGAAUUAACUCAUCUUCCUCAUUUAUUUGAACCUUUAUCAAAAGUUCUCAUUUAAAUGAGUACUUAAGGGUAAAUAUAUAUCAUAUACAAUAGUUUUGCUGAUUAAGAAUAAGCAGGAAAUGCUAUUAAAUUACUUCAUACUUUAAGAGAAGAUUUAGUAGCUUCAAAAUAAGGAUUGUAAAUGAAUGCAUAAUUAGAAAAAGAUACUAAUAAUGAAAUGUUAAAUUCAUUGGAAAAUACUAUCAAUUUGUUAAAUAAUGAAAUUAUACCAUAAUUGAAAGCAGACAUAGAAACUAAAGAUGGAGAAAUCAAUACAAAAUAAGGAUUAUUAUCAGAUGCAUAAACUAAUUUAAAUAAUGCUCAAAGUAAUCUUGAUAAUGUUAAUGCUGGAUGGUCAGCCAGGUAUUCAAAUUAAAUUUAUUAAGAUAAUAACAAAAUAAAUAAUUGAAUGAUGGAUGGGAUAAUGAAUUAAUGUUAUUAUCAUAAGCAGAAUCUGCUUUAGAAAGAGGUGGAAUAAGAAGAUGA